This is a messenger RNA of Entrophospora candida, 167 nucleotides long. NCBI's taxonomy places the organism in Eukaryota, Fungi, Glomeromycota, Glomeromycetes, Entrophosporales, Entrophosporaceae. The record is from the annotation of a GenBank genome assembly.
AUGAAGACAAUAAAACAAUUGCACUGGGUACAUCAAAAAGUAAUUAUAUAGACCCACGUAUUUCUUCUAUAGCAUGGUCUAAAAAGUAUGAAGUACCAAUUGAUAAGGUUUUUAACAAAAGCCUUCAGGAGAAAUUCCAAUGGGCAUUAGAUGUUGAUGCAGAUUGG